This is a messenger RNA of Oryza sativa Japonica Group (Japanese rice), 2890 nucleotides long. Lineage: Eukaryota; Viridiplantae; Streptophyta; Magnoliopsida; Poales; Poaceae. The record is from RefSeq and is a predicted model, not a curated record.
CCCAGUCCCAGCCCUGAUAUUAGAGGAAAGAAACACGUUGUUUCCAAACUGGAACCCGGAAGAACAACCAUAAAUAAGCAAAUCAAUAAUCCCUUCCCUUGGUCCCCUGUCUCUCUACCCAAGUACUCAGUCGGCGCAACGCAACACAGUCAGAGUGAUCGCCAGUGGGGAAGGCUACCAGCAGCAAUCCAAUCUAAUCCACCUCCACUCCCCCGCCGCCGCCGCACCUGGACUGCCCGGAUCCGCCGCCGCCGCCUCCUCUGGGGUUGAUUGAUGGCCACGCCGUUCCACAGCCCGCCCUGCCCAACAGCCGAGCUUCUCCUCCACCGUCUCUAGAAGCUUCACCCCCCCCCCCCCCCCACGUCGCCGCUUCCCAAACCCUAGCGUAGCGCCUCGUCGAGGGUGAGAAGGAGGGUGGGCAUGGAUAGGAUCGUCGGGGCUAAGUACAAGCUGGGCCGCAAGAUCGGGAGCGGCUCCUUCGGGGAGAUCUACCUCGCCACGCACGUCGACACGUACGAGAUAGUCGCCGUCAAGAUUGAAAGCAGCAAAACAAAUCAUCCCCAGUUGCUUUAUGAGGCCAAGCUGUAUAAUGCUCUUCAGGGAGGGACUGGAAUUGCAAACAUAAAAUGGUGUGGCAUCGAUGGUGAGGACAAUGUGCUUGUUAUUGAUUUGCUGGGGCCAAGCCUUGAGGAUCUAUUUGUUUAUUGUGGUCGAAGAUUCUCGCUAAAGACGGUCUUGAUGUUAGCGGAUCAGAUGAUAACAAGAGUAGAAUUCAUGCAUUCCAAGGGAUAUUUGCACAGAGAUAUCAAGCCUGAUAACUUCCUCAUGGGCCUUGGUCGUAAAGCUAACCAGGUCUACAUUAUUGACUUUGGGCUUGCAAAGAGGUACCGUGACGCAACUACUAAUCGCCACAUACCUUAUAGGGAAAAUAAAAACUUGACCGGCACAGCUCGAUAUGCAAGUUGCAACACUCAUCUUGGCAUUGAGCAAAGCCGAAGAGAUGAUUUGGAAUCCAUUGGUUAUGUUCUUCUGUAUUUUCUCAGGGGAAGUCUUCCUUGGCAGGGUUUAAAAGCUGCCACAAAGAAGCAGAAAUACGAUAAAAUAAGUGAGAAAAAGCUCGCAACACCCAUCGAGGUUUUAUGUAAAUCCCAUCCUGUUGAAUUUGCUUCUUAUUUUCAUUAUUGCCAUUCAUUGACAUUCGAUCAACGGCCGGAUUAUGGAUUUUUGAGAAGGCUCUUUAGAGAUUUGGCUGACCGUGAAGGUUAUCAGUAUGAUCAUGUUUUUGAUUGGACACUGUUGAAGUGCAAACAAUCCCAAAAAGCAAAGGCUCAACAACAAGAUCCAGGUGUAAGUAGCCGGGCGGUUCCAACGAAUAUUGAGAAGCACCAAGUUAGUGUGUCACGCCCAACAGAAGCUUCUGGUCAGCUUGAAUCAGAGCAACGCCCAGCGAUUAGAAUGCAAUUCAAAUCUACUGCUGAAAACAGUCGUUCAAGUAAUCGGCAUACUGACAAAUUGAGAGUUGGUACUAGCACUGAAAAUGUCUUGCUGCAAUCCACAUCAUUUGGCCAUGCUGAUGCUCCAAGGAGGAAUAUAGCAAUCUCAAAAACUCAGGGCCUCGUUGAUUCCAAUGCUCAUGGAACGAACAAUCCAGGGCCUUCUAAUCACCUUUAGCAUCUGUAUCAGUUCAUGAGAGCAUAUUGGUCCAUGCAGACCACCAUUGGUGGUAUCAGAAGCAAAGUUUGUGGAAGCCUAGAAAAAAAUUAGGUGGAAGAAAUGGGAAAUACAUGUAUACCUAGUUGUAUGUUGGCUCUAGGCAUGCGCCUUAUUUGACAAUAAUAAUAGUUCAGGCGUUUAAAAAUGUCACUGUAUAUGACUUCGGGAGAGAAUCCAGAGCAAAGCUGUAUGCCCUCAAAUGUUUUGGUGCAUGAAGCCGUUGCCAAAAAUUGCUGUCAGGCUUUUAAGGUGUCCUCUGUAUUGAUUGAGGUGAUUACUACCUAACAGAAACAGUGGUUAGGUGUGCUGUUAGCCUGUUACUGUUCAGCAUCUUUUAGCGUGCAGUGGUCAAGAAGUUCACUUUUCCAUAUUAUGUGGAUAAUAUAUGGAAGCUUAGGAAUGUCAGUACCCUCUUUUGUGUUCUACAUGUGUGAAUGCAUUGUAACGUUUUACCUGGGCUCAUUUAUUCAGGGUUCUUUGCCAAUUAAAAUUUUAACGAUGCUAUAAUGAUUGCUAAAAGAGAUCUUGGAGGCUCAUUGGAACAGCUUUAGCCAUAAUUAGGGAUCAGCGCCAGCGCGAUAAUGGAACUUACACUCAUCAUCUAAUUGUGGGAUCUCCAUCUGACUUUCAGUUAUGUCAGUUUGCUGCUGUCAAUCCACCAGCCAAAAAUUGAGAUCUUAUUCAGCUUGGAUGGGCUUGCAGUCUCUAAUGAGUUUGGCAUCAUAUCCAACCUAUCAAAGAUUAUGAGGAGCUUUCUCCGAAGUAUUUAUGAUUUGGUUAGCAUGGCAUACUUUAUUUUCAUCUUGACUUGUCAACAUCAAUAUGCCUAAGCAAAUGGUUUGCUUCCUGUGAAAAAUGGCAGAGCAAAUUCAGGGCCAUUUGGACUUUCAAGUGCAACUCUACUGUGGCUUAUGAUGCAGAUCACUCUUUGAAUCUAUGAGAGCAAGAAACCUGGUGGUUUUGUUUCACAGAGGUAAAUUGGUUAUCAUUUGUGCCAUGUGAGCUGUUGACACUUGGCGAACAUGGCUUGGCUGGUUUGUGUUCUGCUAGAUGAUUUCUACUCUGAUGUGUAAUUGAAGAGCUCUCGUGUCAUAAUUUGUAUAGAAUCAAUAUUUCAUUAUUCUAAUAUUUAUAAAGACAUCCAAAUGAAAGCGGGGUUUUUGGCAUGGAGCUUCAA